Messenger RNA from Acaulospora morrowiae, 1017 nucleotides. The record is from the annotation of a GenBank genome assembly. Lineage: Eukaryota; Fungi; Glomeromycota; Glomeromycetes; Diversisporales; Acaulosporaceae.
AUGCUGACACUAAAUACUAAAAAAUCUACAAAGCCAAAGCCAAGUCGCAAAGGGAAGAAAGCCUGGCGGAAGAAUGUUGACAUUACAGAGAUCGAAGAAACUUUGGAGGAAAUAAGGACUGAGGAGAGAGUGCUGGGCGGUAAAAUUCGGGAAUUGCCUUCUGAAGAACUUUUUGUCAUCGAUACCAAGGGUGACGCCAAAGUGCAGAGGAAGUUAAACAAAAGACUUGCCAAACUGCAUGUUGAUCAAGUAUUGGAAUCUCGAAGUAAACUCCCACCUGUGUUUUCGAAACCCUUGAAACAAAAAUAUGAAAAAAAGCAAAUGUCGCAAUUCACAAAAAUAAGCUUAGACAAGUUGAUGCAAGAGAAACAUGAUACGCCCGGUGAGGUUACCUCGAAAUCAGGAGAGUAUGACGUAUGGAUGCAAGAAGAUGAAGGGUCUGAAGAAGAUUGGCAUCCACAAAAGAAACGAAAGAUCAAAAUGCCUACCACUUUAAACAUGAAGCCCGCAGCGGAUGUUCCAGCUGUUCGAAUUCCGCAUCCCGGAACAAGUUAUAUGCCUGAAGAUCAAGCUCAUCAAGAACUUCUCAUGAUCGCUCACAAAGAAGAAGAAGCAAAAUUGUUACGACUGCAACGAAUUAAAUCUCAACUUUCUUCGCACACUAAAGAAGCCUCCUCUUUUGAAGAUACUGUGAAUGGUGAUGAAGACGAAAAUUCUGAUUCAGAAGAAAAUGAAGGGAACGAGAUUGAAGUAGAACAGGAGUACAACGAACACGAAAAAAAGUUGAUUGAAAAAAAGAAAUUGACCGAGGAGGAAGCAAAACUACCAAAGAACAAAAUCGGAAAAUACCGAGUACGAAAGAUACCGACUGAUGUGUUACUUUCAGAUGAAUUGAAACCAACUUUCCGGGAAUUUAAGCCCGAAGGAAAUUUGUUUAGAGAACGAAUGGCUAGCUAUGAAGAACGUAAUAUUGUUGAACCGAGAGUGCGCAUCAAGUAUGUUAUACUUCUUUUAUAA